This is a messenger RNA of Pelodiscus sinensis (Chinese soft-shelled turtle), 2435 nucleotides long. The record is from RefSeq and is a predicted model, not a curated record. Lineage: Eukaryota; Metazoa; Chordata; Testudines; Trionychidae.
AUGGAGACCAACCGUGCGGCCAAACGCCUCUGGCUGGCUCUCCGACCUCCGGGCUGCAUCCUGUGUCCAACAGGAAUGCCUCAGCAGAAGCCCCUCACGGUGCGUGUUUCUCAGCCCUGCUGCGGGCUGCUGGUGCCUACAGGAGAACGGGGCUGUCGGGCUCUCCUGUACUCAGACGGAGCGGCUCCUGCAGGCGCUGUGUCGUUCAGCGUCAAGCACACGGCUGGGGUUCAAGUUGAAGUUGUUACCGAUGACCAAUCACAGGAGGUCCCCCCAGAUGGCGGGAAGCAGUGGCCUCUGGACCCGGGGACAGUCCUGAAGCUCAGCAUGAGUAAAGCCAGCGCCGAGGCCAAUGACAACAAGGUAACCGUCAACUACUACGGCGAGGAUGGAGGGCCUCCCAUCGACCAAGCUGGGGUCUUCCUGACAGGCAUUGGGAUUUCUCUGGACGUGGACGCAGACCGCGAUGGAGUGGUUGAAAAGAACAACCCCCGGAAGGCUUCCUGGACGUGGGGGCCAGACGGGCAAGGAGCCAUCCUGCUGGUGAACUGCGACAAAGACAACCCUUUGAUCUCUGCGCUGGAUUGCAAUGAUGAAAAAAUAUUCAGGAAAGAAGAUUUGCAGGACAUGUCUCGGAUGAUCUUGAGAACCGAAGGCCCCCAAAGACUUCCUGCUGGGUAUGAAAUGGUUCUCUACAUUCCUAUGUCUGACUCGGACAAAGUCGGAGUCUUUUAUGUGGAGAAUCCUUUCUUCGGUCAGCGUUACAUCCAUGUCCUGGGCAGGCAGAAGCUGUAUCAUGUGGUGAAAUACACAGGAGGAUCGGCAGAGCUGGAGUUCUUUGUGGAGGGCCUCCGCUUCCCAGAUGACACCUUCUCUGGGCUGGUCUCCAUCCAUAUCAGCCUUCUAGAGUCGUUAACUGAGGGAAUCCCCCGAGCUCCGAUUUUCACAGACACGGUCGUUUUCCGAGUGGCUCCGUGGAUAAUGACUCCAAACACCUUGGCACCGGUGAACAUUUUCGUGUGCAGUGUGAAGGAUAAUUAUCUGUUCCUGAAGGAGGUGAAGAGUUUAGUGAGCAAAGCAAGCUGCGACCUGAAGGUCUGCUUUGGGUACAUGAACCGUGGAGACCGCUGGAUGCAGGAUGAAAUCGAGUUUGGCUACAUACAGGCUCCUCACAAAUGCUUCCCUGUGGUUCUGGACUCUCCCAGAGAUGGGGGUCUGAAGGACUUUCCCAUCAAAGAGAUUCUGGGCCCAGAUUUUGGCUACGUGACCAGGGAGCCUCUGUUCGAGGUCGUCACCAGUCUCGACUCCUUCGGCAACCUGGAAGUCAGCCCUCCGGUGACUGUCAACGGGAAGGCGUAUCCCCUGGGGAGGAUCCUCAUUGGAAGCAGCUUCCCCACAUCGGCUGGGAGGAGGAUGACCAAGGUGGUGAGAGACUUCCUCUAUGCUCAGCAAGUCCAGUCGCCUGUGGAGCUCUACUCUGAUUGGCUGACCGUGGGCCACGUGGAUGAAUUUGUGACCUUCGUGCCCCUCCCUGACAAAAAGCAAUUCCGAAUGCUCAUGGCCAGUACAUCGGGCUGCUACAACCUCUUCCGAGACAAGCAGAAGAUGUUCAAAGGUUAUUCUGGGACGGACACAAAACGGGUCACCAUUAACAAGGUCCUGUCCAAUGAGGUCAUGGUGCAGGAGAACCAGUACGUACAGCGCUGCAUUGACUGGAACCGAGACAUCCUCAAGAAGGAGCUGGGGCUGACAGACAAAGACAUCAUCGACCUCCCUGCGCUCUUCAAGAUCGACAAGCUGGGCAAAGCUAUGGCCUAUUUCCCCAACAUGGUGAACAUGAUUGUCCUCUCCAGAGACCUGGGAAUCCCGAAGCCAUUCGGGCCGGUCAUCGAUGGAGACUGCUGCUUGGAAGUCCAUGUCCGCUCUCUGCUCGAGCCCCUCGGGCUGAUGUGCAGCUUCAUUGACGACAUUUCCUCCUACCAUAAGAUGCUGGGGGAGGUCCAUUGUGGCACCAAUGUCCAUCGCAAGCCCUUCUCCUUCAAGUGGUGGCAUGUGGACCCCUAGCCCCCUGCGGGUGGAGAGUCCUGCACUCGGAGCUCCCUUGCAGGUUCCGUUUUUUGUGGGUUGGCUGCUUGCUUGAGGUUGGUCAAAUGACUCUCUAGAACUUGGGUACGGAGUCUCAGUGCCGUGCUUUGGCAGCCCUGUGUGUGAUGUGUUUCGCCCAUUAGGGGGAAAGUCUUCCAGCCAAGUGCCAUUCUAGUUUGCAUGCUGCAGCUCCCAGCCCAGUCCAUCCUGGGCUUUCUCAAGCCUUUGGAGGUCAUGGCAGCUGGAGGCUGAACUGAUCAGGGGCAUUAUACCAUAGAGACCAUGGUAACAAAAGCCAUCUGGUGGCAGUGAUUUGUGAUCAUGAUAAUAAAGUGGAAAACGCGUGGAAA